AUGGGGUUUUUGUUGAAAGAAGCUUUGAAGACUCUUUGUGCUAGGAAUCAGUGGUCUUAUGCUGUUUUCUGGAAGAUCGGUUGCAAUAAUUCCAAGCUGUUAAUCUGGGAAGAUUGCUACUACGAACCAUUGCCAUCUCGUGUCCUUCCACAAAUUGCUGGAACGUCUAACUUGCCUUACCGAGAUAGGGAAGGAUGCUGGUUUUCUUCCGAUUCUCAGCUACGGAUUCAAGAGGACGACAGAGUUUGUUCAUUGAUUAACAAGAUGAUGGUGAAUAAUUCUGUUAAUGUUGCUGGUCAAGGGAUACUUCAACGUGUGGCAUUCACAGGAAAUCAUCAGUGGAUUGUUUUGAACAAUUUCAUUAAAGAUGCAUAUCCACCAGAGGUAUUAACCGAGUUGCAUUGCCAAUUUUCAGUCGGAAUGCAGACAGUGGUGGUUAUUCCCGUGAUUCCCCAUGGUGUUGUUCAACUCGGUUCUUUUUUACCGAUAAUGGAGAAUAUUGGAUUUGUGAAUGAUGUGAAGAACUUGAUCUUUCAAUUGGGACAUGUUCCUGGUGCACUUCUAUCCGAAGACUAUUCAACAAGACUUUCUAAUGAAAGACAUGCCGGACCUGUGACUAAUUUUAAGCCGUUUUCUUUCGAUCCACAAGUCAUUACCUCAAACUGCACUCCCUCGGUAGCUAGCGGUUCUAACCAACCGAGUAAUUCACUGCAUGGUCCAAUGCAUGUUGCUGCUCAACCCCCUUCUUUUCCCAACGGUUCUGUAUUGACACCCCAAUCCCAAAACCUAAACCAGAUAUUAGAAAGCCUUUGCCAACCGAAGGCUCAACGAGAGAAUACAUCUGUGAAAGCUGAAGCUGAAGUGAUAUCGACAAAUUUCGAUUCUUCAUGUCUGCAACAACGUUCCUUUUCAUAUAAUGCAAGGUCUGCACUCAAUAUGGAACAACAAAUCUUCUCUGAUAUCAGGACGCAAAGUCAUGGUAACCGAAAUAUGAAUCCAUCGUCAAGUGCCUUAAAUAUGUCUCGACGGCAAACCGAUGGAGGCCAAAUUUAUUAUCAGAAUUCUAACAACACUUCACUUCUUGGAGGAAUCCCAAUAUGUAGUAGUAGUGGGAUGAGUAAUAAUAAUCUUCGAAGGAAAAAUAUGAAUAAUUGCUCGGUUUCAAAUCCCCCAAAGUUAUCCGCUACUGAUUUUUCCGGAAAACAAAAAGUAGGGUUCGGAAUUCAAAAUGAUAAUUCAACUACAGCUGUCAAUCAGAUUCAUCCAAAAGGCUCUGAUCAGAAGAAUCUUCCCACGGAUGGAAGGAUAGAUGAUUUGCUUCAGGCUCUUAAGAUUCCGUCAUCUCAUCAUCUUAACGAGCAUGUGCCAAUGAACGAUCACAUCCCUGGUUUUCUUCAUGAUUUGGAACUUGAAGAAGUGUGUACGCAACUUUCAUCGGGUGAUGACGACUUGUUUGAUGUCUUGGGCGUGGAUUUCAAAAGGAAUCUGCUGAACGGAAACUGGAAUACAUUGUUUGCCGAUGAAUCAGAUGCCAAUGCAGAAAAUCUUGAUAAAAAGGCAAUGUCUACUAAUUUUCUGGUUGUAGGUCAUGAUAAUAGUUAUCCGGUUAAUGAAGCAAUUUUAGACAACGGCAUCUUCUCUGGAACGAACACUGGCCAUCUCUUAGAUGCUGUCGUCUCAAAAACUCAACCUGCUUCAAAUGAGAAUUCCGAUGAAAUGUCUUGCAGGACCACAAUAACAAGAAUUAGUACCGCGUCUGUUCCUUCUACCGGCAUUCAGAUUAUCCACGAUCAUGUUGGCCAGGGGUUGCUGUAUGAUUUUCCCAAAACCGAGAUUAAAACAAGUGCAGCGGAAACAAGUUCUCUUAGGUCUGGUUGCAGCAAAGAUAAUGUUGGAAACUGUUCUCAAACCACUUCCGUAUACGGUUCUCAACUUAGUUCAUGGGUGGAAAACGGUAGCAGCAGCCACGUGAAACGUGAAAAUAGUGUUUCAACUGGAUACUCUAAGAGACCAGAUGAAGUUAGCAAACCAAAUCGUAAAAGGCUUAAACCUGGAGAGAACCCUAGGCCUCGACCUAAAGAUCGCCAAAUGAUUCAAGAUCGCGUGAAAGAGUUGCGCGAAAUCGUGCCUAACGGAGCAAAAUGUAGCAUCGAUGCUCUUCUGGAGAGGACCAUCAAACAUAUGAUUUUCUUGCAAAGUGUAACAAAGCAUGCUGAUAAGCUGAAACAGACAGGAGAAUCCAAGAUUCUUAGUAAAGAAGGUGGGUUGUUAUUAAAAGACAACUUUGAGGGAGGGGCUACAUGGGCGUACGAGGUUGGUUCACAAUCAAUGGUUUGCCCUAUCAUAGUCGAGGAUCUUAAUCAUCCCCAUCAGAUGCUCGUUGAGAUGCUUUGUGAGGAACGAGGUCUCUUUCUUGAAAUAGCCGAUUUAAUCAAAGGAUUAGGGUUAACUAUCCUGAAGGGUGUCAUGGAAGCUCGCAACGACAAGAUUUGGGCACGCUUUUCUGUCGAGGCAAACAGGGAUGUAACAAGGAUGGAAAUAUUCAUGUCACUGGUUCGACUUUUGGAGCAAACAGCGAAAGGAGGUGCAUCUUCAUCAAAUGCUGCAGUUGAUAAAAACAUGAUGGUUUAUCAUUCGAUCCCGCAAUCCACCUAG
Molecule: messenger RNA, 2655 nt
Organism: Lathyrus sativus (Indian pea)
Lineage: Eukaryota; Viridiplantae; Streptophyta; Magnoliopsida; Fabales; Fabaceae
Source: the annotation of a GenBank genome assembly